AUGAGCAACGAUGUGGUCCUCGCUGUUUUUGGUCAUCUCAAGAGAUGGUCUGCUGGAGGCGAAGCCGGUCUCCGCACCCUCAUUCUCACCCUACACUCCGAACCAAGAAGUGUUGACCGGCUCGAGUCCUGUUUUGAGACGCUUAUAAAUGCCGUUCUCAAGGCAGACUCGCCCAAGCAUCCCAUUUCUGCUUCCACUUUCGUAUCUUUCGUCAAAUCCGUUGUCGACGCACUUCCUUCCUCGUCCUCAAAUACGUCACCCAUAGCUGUCGCGUUUGGUACAUUGGUGGUAGAUACUCUUUGGUCGAUCGACUCGAACCUGGAAGAUAGGCUUUAUGAUAUCAAAGCCGUCAUUGCCAACUGCGGAGAAAGUCCAACAGGUCAAUUGGCCACGACUCUCGCGCAGGCCAAAAGGGCAAAACAAGCGGUUGAAAGCGACAAGGAAAUUAUCGUCAACGUGGUCAGGCAACUAGUGGAACUAGGCAUCGCAGCGGGACCACAAUGUGUACAAAUGCUCGACACAUCCGUUUCUUCCAGCGUCGGGUUUGUCGCGGACAAAAACUUCUUCGAUAAGAAGGAGAUCAGGACUCGUACUGGUUUAUUUUACAAGCAGAACAAGUUCAACUUGCUACGAGAACAAUCCGAGGGUUACAGCAAGCUUACGGCUGAGCUUACCAGCAGUCUUGGGCCCGCUCACUCAUCCAUUACUGGCCUACCGAUUGAAUCUUAUGAAGCCAUUCACCAAAGAGCUCGUCCUGUUUGGGAGAAGGUCAUCAGUCUUGUUGGCUACUUUGACUUAGAUCCCAACCGAGCGUUGGAUAUUAUCAUCGACGUUCUUUCGGUGCAUCUCGUCACACACCAUACUUUCUUCUUGGCUUUACUUUCGUUUUCUCCAUGGGCUGCUUCAUACCAGCGACCCAGUGACGGAGAGGGACUUAUGUCUGUUGAUAUUCCUCCGGGUGCUUUCAAAGGCAAGACUUUUGACGAAAUUCUUUCUCUGGUGGACACGCAGCCAAUUGAGUUGCAUGCCAAUGGACCGAGGGUGAUGGCGCAAGUGAUCGGGUUUAAAUUUGCCUAUUAUCAGGCCUCCGAAGCUACAGAAACAACGCCCAAGAACCUAUAUCUGACAGCUGCGAUUCUCAUCCGAGAAGGCUUCAUAACAUUGGAAGAUCUCUAUCCACAUCUUUCUCCUAAUGAUGACAACAUGGAAGAAGCUCACAAAGCCUAUCUUGCGGACGUCGACAUCAGAAUUGCGAAUAGGAAGUUGAAUGCACUGGCCAUGGCUGCUCGCCGGCGAAACCAGAUCCUUCUCCCGAGACCAAAAAAAGCAACGGAGACCAAACAAAUUGUGAACCAAAAGGCUGGGCUCUUGUCGGCGCUUUUGGCCGUUGGCGCUUUGAAGCCUGCCGUCUCUCUGAUGUCGAAAUUCCCCUGGUUUAUUGACGCACAUCCUGAGAUCGGCGAUCUCAUGUUGCGUAUUCUCAACCUUUCUAUUGGACCGCUCUACGACGCGCAUCUCGCUGUAAAGGACAGAAACCGGAGUUUUACUCAGCCUCGAGCACGAUAUGGAACCAGCAGUGUUGUACUACCCCCUCCUCGCAAACCAAUGCUCACCAUGUGGGCUCCGACGCCACCUUGCACAAGCACUCACGAUUUCGUCUUCUUCUUUCCGCAGUGGCGAGAUCGUGUGCCCAUUUGCUCCUCGCUCGAUGACCUUGUUGAUGUUAUCGAGCCCAUGGUGGCUUUCGUCGGAGUCCAUCUCUCGCGCGAUUCUCUUUUCAUGACCAAGCUAUUGAGGCUUGGCCGAUUUCAUGUCCUUUCAACGAUACCGACCGACCCUGACACGAAGCGAAUCAUUGCAGAAGCCGACCCAGAAGACCCGAUUUUGAGGUUCUGGUUUACUAUGCUUCGCAAGUUCCUACUCCCGGCAUUGUCCCUUGUCAGAGGCAACGCCAUAUGCACAGUUGAAGUCUGGAAUAUCAUGCGCCAUUUCGAAACCACAGCGCGAUGGCGACUCUACGGCGAAUGGCGAUCAACGACCUACACCUCACAUCCUGAGCUUCGUAUACGGCAGGCUCAAGUAGAGCGAGACUCGAGCGAUGUCAUGAAGCGUCUAUCACUGCAAACCUUUGACGCUUUGUCGGGCACUGUUGCGAAGCUGGCCCAUGCCAACCCCUGUCUCUUCUUCAAGGUUGCUGUUGGUCAAAUCAUGUCGUACGAUAAUAUGGCCAAUCCUCUCGUUCAAGCAUUGCGUUAUGUCACCAACAUGGGCUUCGACGUGCUUGUAUUCAUCAUACUCGACUUCCUUGCCAACCCUCAUAAGGAGCGAGUCAAGUCAGAUGGUGUCAAUAUCAGCGACUGGUUACAGAGUCUUGCUUCGUUCACAGGCAUGCUAUUCAGGCGGUACAGUGCAGACCUCACUCCGGUCUUGAAAUAUAUCGUCAAUCAGCUGCACAAUGGACAGACGAGUGAGAUUGUGGUGUUGCGUGAACUAAUCUGGAAAAUGGCUGGCAUCGAACCGCUGCCCAGUCUGUCGGAAAACCAGAUUGUUUGCAUGGGCGGUGGGCCCAUCUUACGUAUCGAGGCGAUUGCUUCCUCCACUCGCGGAGCCAGACUGGAUCCUGGUGAGGCAGUUUACAAAGGACCACAACGACUAGGCCGAACUCUACUGGAGUCCGACCUCGCUUUCCCUUUGCUUGUUCAAGUCGCACAGCAGCGUGAUUCUUGCGUCUUCAAAGCCCCAGAUGCCCACCUCAAGUCUUUGGCUAGUCUGUUUGAUGCUACACAUGGAGUUUUGCUACAAUACAUCGAACUACUCACGUCGGCUUCAGUAGUGGCUCCUCAGGACUACGCUAAUAAAGUUGUGCCUUCCCUCGGCGAUCUGGGAGAACUUUACGGAAUAUGCGCGCCAAUAUCUAUGCAUAUAGUCCGCCCUGUCCUCAACGCCAAGUUACUCAUUUCUGCGGAGUCGCAGCAAGAGCAAGAACGCAUCGCUAAUACCGAAGCCGAAAAGCGGCUUAAGGCAGCACUCACUGCCAAGAAACCACAGGCUUCGACUUCGCGCAUGGCGUCACCCGGGGCUGGCACUCCGGUUCCUGACCCAUCCACCGAAGCCAAACCUCAAGACGCCGGUCAAAAAGAAGAUGUUUCAAUGGAGAUCGCAACGGCAGUACCGGAGAGCCCUUGGCUUCCUGAGCUUGUCCCUUUGUUCGAGGAUGUUAAACGGAUUGCGCCAGCAAAUGCCUACGACAUCGUUGGCCCUGCGUUCUAUGUGUCUUUCUGGCAAAUGUCAUCAUACGACAUUGCCCCGCCAGUAACCAAAUACGAAGAGCACAACAAAAUUCUGAAAGAGCUCAGCGCCAUGGAGGACACAAAAUAUAAUCAGGCAGACCGUUCUCCAGACCGGAAUAUUCGGGUAACAGCUGCCUCCCAUCGCCAUCGGCGAGAUCGCUACAACCAAUUCCUCAAUUCUUUGGCACAAGAGCUGAAGCAACAGACGUUGUUGCGUGCUUUUACCAUCAAACGUUUGGCUCGUGAGAAGGCCCACUGGUUCGCUCAUGCGCCAAAGCCCACAGUCCUUGUGGGUGCGAUCAUCGAACACUGCAUCCAACCAAGAUGUCUCUUGUCGCCUAUGGAUGCAGACUACUGCUACCAGAUCAUUAAAAUCCUGCACGUCCUUGGCACACCCGGUUUCUAUACUCUCCAAUGCUACAAUAAGAUCCUGAGUGAACAGAUUCGGGUGGUCCUCUUCUCUUGCAGCGAAUACGAGGCUCGGAAUUAUGGUAUAUUUCUGCGCGGAGUCUUGUCCGAUAUCCACAAGUGGUAUGGCGACGAGUCGCUUUACAACGCCGACAAUCAGACAGUCACUCGAGGAACAGUCGUUUAUAACCCAGGCUUCGUUCAAAAGUGGACUGGUGAAAUCGCACCAUUGGAUCUCUUACCAUGGGACAGCGGCUUCAGAAGGAUCGUGAGAAAAUGGCACACACGAUUGGCGAAGAACAUGGCGGACUGCAUCAAGACGGGAGAGUUCAUGCGAAUCUACAAUGCCAUUGUUAUAUUGAAGGAGAUACUGAACGUCUUUCCGCUGGCCACUGUCUCAAGCGAGCCAGGUACGACGCUCAUUCAAACAAUGGAAAAGUUCUUGGAGACGGAGGAGAGGGACAACUUGAAGGUUCUAGGACGAUCCUAUCACGAUCAGCUUAAAAAGCGAGAAGCAUUGUGGUCCAAGGCUUCAGCAAAAACCUCUACAAAGGCUGCUGCAACUGAGAAGUCUAAAUCAACAACCGCUUCGAAUGCGACCGGGGGGGUCAACAUCGAGAUCGUCGACCUUGCAACACCACCUCCUGCUGCUGAGAAGCCGAUUCCAACUGCGCCUUCAACCAACUCGGCUUUCGCCAAUAUACAACGCCCGCCCGUUGUUAAACGCGUUCGUGAUGCUGCUGGGUCCAACACAGAUGAUUCCACUCCCAAGUCCACCAACUCGCGAUAUAACAGCCCCGGAGCACCAGCGAACAAUGCAAAUAAGGACGUAACAAUGGGACAAGCUAUGGCCCCGCCUGUUGCUCCUAGUCAAACCCAGUCCGCCCAAGAGUUGCGCGAAACGGCGAAGCAGACAAUGGGCAGAAAAGACGACGAGAAGGAAAAACGAUCGCAAAAUGGAUCAAGAGCAUCUUCUCCUCGGCGGAAAUCGCUGUCUCCCUCUAGCCGACCAGGGACACGCAACCAUAGCUCGGAAAGACGAGUGUCGACUACGGGUUCUGAUGAUAAGCAACACACCUCACCUUUAACGCGCCGAGACAGUCUUACCCAUCGAGCUCGGGACCGAGACGAACGCGACAAGGAUCGUCGACAUGAACGUGACAGACGUGACGAACGUGAUCGUCAUCGACGGGAUCCCCCAGCAGCGGAAGAAAAAUCACUGCCGAAUCGACCUGCAAGGACUAGUGAUGAUACUUUAGGUAAACGCCGUAGACCCACCGACGACGAGUCCGAUCGACCAGGGUCAAAACGCGCUGCUCGAAGGGACGGUCAUCGCGAUGACCGGACCCGCCGGCCCGGAGACAAGGAAGGUUAUGACAGGCAGCCUGACCGUCGAAGGAGGGACCGUGAAGGGUCCGAUAACGACUCGACAGGGGACAAACGAGGGUCAGAUGGACCAUCGUCGAAACCUUUACCUCUGUCAACACCUUCUGGACCACGUGCUAUGUCGUCGAAUGACCUUUCCAGGCCAACACCAGGCAAGAGCAAUGAGGCACGCGAACGUAUGUCCACCAGCGUGUCGGCACCCGGGUUCAACAAUAAACCGCCGUCUCCAAGAGAACAGUUCAGUCGUGACUCCCUUCAAUCACGGUUGUCAGAACCUCACCGGGGUGAUCCAAGCUCAAUGAGAAGGAAUGAUGAUAGAGACAGCAGGAAAAGAGCCACGCCUGACGGAGAAACCGAUGGUGCAACGAAUGAAGGAGCAGUCGUAGGCAAACGGCAGAGAGUGAUGCGCAGUCGAUAUGGUGCGACCCAUAGCGAGUUUGCCAAACGGACACUUCCGGUUGACCGAAAACGGGAUCCAUAA
Messenger RNA from Mycena indigotica, 5565 nucleotides. RefSeq lists its product as uncharacterized. The transcript is spliced from 23 exons. NCBI's taxonomy places the organism in Eukaryota, Fungi, Basidiomycota, Agaricomycetes, Agaricales, Mycenaceae. Gene Ontology annotation, cellular component: THO complex part of transcription export complex. The record is from RefSeq and is a predicted model, not a curated record. Gene Ontology annotation, biological process: mRNA processing; mRNA export from nucleus. Gene Ontology annotation, molecular function: mRNA binding. Bases 1 to 5565 code for a protein of 1854 amino acids.